Amphibalanus amphitrite is the source of this 3633-nucleotide messenger RNA. Its product is annotated as transient-receptor-potential-like protein. The record is from RefSeq and is a predicted model, not a curated record. Bases 18 to 3182 code for a protein of 1054 amino acids. Gene Ontology annotation, biological process: regulation of cytosolic calcium ion concentration; calcium ion transmembrane transport; manganese ion transport. Gene Ontology annotation, molecular function: inositol 1,4,5 trisphosphate binding; protein binding; store-operated calcium channel activity. Lineage: Eukaryota; Metazoa; Arthropoda; Thecostraca; Balanomorpha; Balanidae. The transcript has 17 exons. Gene Ontology annotation, cellular component: membrane; cation channel complex.
GGACGCUGGCUCGGGCCAUGUACCUGGGUCAGGAAAACCAGGAGCGACAUGGCGGCAUGUACUUCACUCGGCUCAGCGUCGGCGCCCCUGAGAUGCAGCGUCUGUCGGACCCGCGCGAGCGUCAGUUCCUGGAGGCUGCAGAGCGUGGCGACAUGGCCACCAUGGUACGGCUGGCCUCGGAACCGGAGCCGGUCAAUGUCAACUGCACCGACAUGCUCGGACGGUCGGCGCUGCUUAUCGCCGUCGACAACGAGAACGCAGAGAUCGUCGAGAUGCUGCUCAAGUACGAGGCCGUUAUUACAGGUAACGCGCUGAUGCACGCUAUCGCCGAGGGCUCAUACAAGAUCGUGGAGCUGAUAGUUCAGCACCCGUCCAUCCAGAGCGAUAUGCUCUCCUCACCGCUGCCGCCCUCCGAGAGAAGCGACGCGCCGCCCGGCGUGUCGCCCAUCAUGAUGGCCGCUCAGUGCAACCAGUUCGAAAUCCUGCAGCUCUUUCUCUCAUACGGCGCGUUCAUCCGCCGUCCGCACGCCAGCGACUGCGGCUGCCGACCGUGCACUGAGGAGAUCCAGGAGGACCGCCUGCGCCGCUCGCUGUGCCGCAUCCAGACGUACCGAGCGCUCAGCGGACCGGCCUGGAUCAGCCUGACCAGCGAGGACCCCAUCCUGGAGGCCUUCAGGCUGUCGUGGGAGCUGACUGAGCUGAGUCGGAGGGAGAACGAGUUCCAUCAGACCUACCAGCAGCUGAGCGACCAGUGCAAACGCUACGCCUGUGACCUGCUCGAGCAGUGUCGCAGCUCUGAGGAGGUGUUAGCCGUUCUGGACCGGAGGACGCCCGGCGAGGACCUGGUGGCCAGCGAGGACGGAGAGGAAGCGGAGGACGCCGACUGGCCCGUUGCCGAGGACGAUCGGCCGGCGGCGCUCAGCCGACUCCGGCUGGCCAUCCGAUACGAGCAGAAACAGUUUGUGGCCCACUCGCACAGCCAGCAGAUGCUGAUGUCCGUGUGGUACACGGGCCUGCCGCUGUGGCGCGGCCGGAACCCGCUGCUGAAGGUGCUCAUCUGCGCCGUCAUCGUGCUGCUCAUCCCGCUGCUCUCAGUGCUCUACCUGCUCUUCCCGCGCUCCCGGGUCGGCCGGGCCAUCCGCAGUCCGUUCAUGAAGUUCAUCUACCACAGCGCGUCGUUUUGUUUCUUCCUGCUGCUGCUGGUGCUGGCCUCGAUGAGGCCCGAGGGAGACGAGCGCUCCCAUGAGAACAUCCGCGGCCCCAAGCCGUCGCCCGUCGAGUGGCUCAUCAUCUUCUGGGUGGCCGGAAUGGUAUGGGCGGAAUGUAAACAGCUCUGGGACGAGGGGCUGAGCGGCUACGUGCGCCAGUGGUGGAACUGGCUCGACUUCGUCAUGCUCUCCAUCUACAUCUGCAGCUUCUCGCUGCGGGCGGUGGCCUACUUCCAGAUCCGCUCCGGAUCCUACGGCUGCCGGGAGAUGGACCGGCUGCUGUGGCCCAUCAACGACCCGACGCUGAUCGCCGAGGGCCUGUUCGCUGUGGCCUCCGUGUUCAGUUUCGCGCGCAUCAUCUACCUGUUCCAGACCAACCCGCACCUGGGGCCGCUGCAGAUCUCACUCGGAUGCAUGAUCAUCGACAUCAUCAAGUUUCUGUUCAUCUUUUUCCUGAUCCUGACAAGUUUCGCGUGCGGUCUGAACCAGCUCUACUGGUACUACCGACACACGCCCGGGAACAACUCGGGCGGAGAGCUCUUCAGAACUAUCGGCACCUCGUACACCACGCUGCUGUGGUCACUGUUCGGCCAGAUCCCUGUGCAGGCUCUGGACCAGCGUCGCCACCAGACCGUCACCCACCUGCUGGGUCAAACACUGCUCGGAGCCUACCUCAUCAUGGCCGUCACCGUCAUGGUCAACAUGCUGAUCGCCAUGAUGAGCCGCAGCUUCCAGAUCGUCGAGGACCACGCCGACCGGGAGUGGAAGUUUGCUCGCUCGCAGCUGUGGAUGUCCUACUUUGAGCAGGGCUCCUCGCUACCGCCGCCGUUCAACAUGGUCGUCAGUCCCAAGUGGGUGUGGUACGCCGUGCGCUGGGUGCUGGGCACGGCCAGACAGUGUACUGGGGCCGUGCGCGCCCGACUGCGGCCGGCGGAUAACGGCACGGCGCACCAGCACCAGCAGCGGCACCAGCAGCACCAACACCAGCAGGAGCAGAAGACGGGAGUCAACGGCGGGGUGCGGUUCCUGCUGCGGGCCGGCUCGCGCGACUCGGAGGCGGACCGGGCUGAGGACAGUUGCGGAGCGGGCGGCGGCGCGGGCCGCCAGCGGGUCUCGGCCACCACCUCUGUGUCCACGGCCGAGGUGGCGUUCGAGUGCCAGGUGCCCUACUCGGAGGUGAUGCGCCGACUGGUCAGCAGGUAUAUCUUCCAUUUCAAGAACCAGCACCGCCACUCGGGUGCCAAUGAAGACGACUUCAUGGAGAUAAAGCAGGACAUCUCCAGUCUCAGGUACGAGCUGCGUGAGGACAGGAAGCGGGAGGCCUCGCGGAACUACCGUAACCUGGACAACCUGCGCAGGGACAUCGUCACCCUGUUCAGGGAGGAGCUGGGCGGCGGACUGAACGUGCCGCCCGACGGCCGGGCCUACUCGUCCGACUGCGGGCCCGACACCAUCUACAGGAAACCCUCCCGCAGAGGCCGCACCUCGCUGACGGCCCACUCUCAGCAGUUGUCGCUGGACCUGGGUCUGCUGGGCCGGCCGGAGGGCGGGGGCGGCGCCGCUGAGCCGACGCCUCUCCGCUCCCCGGACGUAUCUGUCACCACACUGGCCAGCCUGCGGCAGCUGGUGCGCCGCGAGGUCGAGCUGCUGGCCCGGCAGCCGGCCGCGCUGACCGUGCCGGCGCCGCCCGCCCAGCAGGUCACUCCGGAGCGCACGCCGGCCGGCUCGCCCGGCUCGGCCGCCGAGACGUCGCCCGAGGCGCGCAGUCUGCAGCAGCUCAGCGAGCACAUCUGCCAGUGGCAGGAGGCGGUGGGCGGCGCGCCGGCUCCGGUCGGUCCGGCCCGCCGGCCGCCGCCGCCGCGCCGCCGCGCCCUGCUCACGGCUCAGUCGCUGGACCCGUCGGCCGGCGCGGAGGCCCAGAGGCUGCGUAGGCAGAUGUCCAUGGACCAUCACGAGCCGCCCAGGCCCGGAUGACGCCAGACAGAGGUGUAGCGGUGAUAGUUCGGGCGUCUGAGGGAGAGCGGACGGUCAGCAGACACGACGCCCUCUGGGGCGACCUCGGGCCGGCGGGACAUUGGUAACCAUAGCGGCGCGCCGGUCAUUGUGGAGCCGUUACGGGGGACGGAACUAGGAGUGGUGCGAUUUGUGGAGACGGGUUUACCGCGCGGUCGUAGCCUAGCCAUUGUUGAAACUGUGAAUUCUAGUCCAACUGUUGGAACUUGGAGAUCUGCCAUAAUGUGUGAAGCGUUGUGACUUUGUUUGGCCUGAGGAGGGCCGUUUGCUGAUACGUUGAUGGUAAGGAUUUGCUGAGUUAGGAACUCACCAGUCCUUUUGCGAUGUGUUUUGCUUUUGUAGUCGACAAGCAGAGGGUGGGUCAGUGGUGUCGAUCAUUGAAGACAUUGCACACCGACGUUUGUCUGUUAUU